Molecule: messenger RNA, 594 nt
Organism: Angiostrongylus costaricensis
Lineage: Eukaryota; Metazoa; Nematoda; Chromadorea; Rhabditida; Metastrongylidae
Source: the annotation of a GenBank genome assembly
AUGUGGUGUCCGGAAGAAAUGAAACUUUUCGACGUGCUCUACUCUCCAAUCGACAUUGAUCGAUAUUUCAUAGAUCUACUUGUGAUAGAUGUAUGCUAUAUCUAUCAACGCUUAUAUUUCUAUGUGGAUAACUGGGUCUUGGACGAGCGUAUGAAGAGAAUGAUUAUGGAUUUACAACGACACUGGCUUACCGAUUAUCAACAAUCGCGGGAAAAACUACUCGUGGAGAUGACUGAGAAGCUUCAUCAAGAAUUUCUAUCCGACCAGCAGAAAAUCCGGACGGAAUUGCUUACUCAGUUCAAGGACGAGUUGGAUACCACGAGGGCCGAACUGGAAGACAAGUACAGAGAGUCGUUGAAACUCGAGAUUUCGAAGUUAGUUGAGAAACACAAGAGAGAACUAACAGCUGCGAAGAAAAAGCAGUGGUGUUGGCAGUGUGAAAGCGAGGCAAUCUAUCAUUGUUGUUGGAAUACCGCAUACUGCAGCGUCGAAUGUCAGCAAGGACAUUGGGCGACUCAUAAGAAGUUUUGUCGGCGUAAGAAAGGACAACAACAAGGACAAGGGUCCGCAAAUUCGGGACAGAGCGGACAGUAG